UGAAUGAUGAACUAACUAACCAGGGUUAGCCCUCUUUCUCUCCCAUCUCAUUUCUCAGAUAUGCAGAAUCCAUAGGGUUUCGACCCGAUUUUUUCGCAGAAAAUACAUCAAAUUUUCGAUUCAAUUCUUUCUGCUGAUUACUAUACAGAUCACAAUUAUGGAGAUUCAACCAUUAAUGGAGUUUCCACGGAGAAAUAUAGAUAAGCGACCUCGGAAACGGCCUCGUUUGACAUGGGACGUAGGGCCUCCAAUUCUAAAGGUUCUUCCAACAAUAUACUGCGGGCAAGAGUUCGGAAAUGGAGCAGGGCUGAAUUAUGCUUAUUCUUCAAUAUAUUACAAAGGGAUCCCUCAUAAUGGAUCCCCUCCUCGGAGACCGGAUGAUAAAGAUGGCCACUAUGUGUUUUCCAUUGGGGAGAACUUAACUCGUCGUUAUAGGAUACUUGGCAAGAUGGGGGAAGGAACUUUUGGACGGGUCCUUGAAUGCCUCGACAAUGAAACAAAGGAACUUGUGGCAAUUAAAGUUGUUCGCUCAAUACAUAAAUAUCGAGAAGCAGCAAUGAUCGAGAUAGACGUUCUGCAGAAAUUUGUCAGGCACGAUCUUGGUGGCAAACGUUGUGUGCAAAUAAGGAAUUGGUUUGACUAUCGUAAUCAUAUAUGUAUUGUUUUUGAGAAGCUUGGUCCAAGCUUAUACGAUUUUCUUCGCAAAAACAGCUACCGUUCAUUUCCCAUUGAUCUUGUCCGAGAGUUUGGAAGACAACUUUUGGAGUCUGUAGCAUUUAUGCAUGAUUUGCGACUGAUUCACACUGAUCUGAAGCCAGAAAAUAUUCUCCUUGUUUCGUCGGAGUACAUUAAAGUUCCAGAUUACAAGUUCCUGCUGCGACCUGUAAAAGAUGGUUCCUACUUCAAGAAUGUGCCAAAGUCAAGUUCUAUUAAGCUCAUUGACUUCGGCAGUACAACAUUUGAACAUCAGGAUCAUACUUAUGUGGUGUCUACACGUCAUUACCGUGCUCCAGAGGUUAUCUUAGGUCUUGGAUGGAACUAUCCCUGUGAUAUGUGGAGUGUAGGUUGCAUACUUGUUGAGCUUUGCUCUGGUGAAGCUCUUUUUCAAACACAUGAGAACUUGGAGCAUCUUGCGAUGAUGGAAAAGGUGCUAGGGCCUCUUCCUCAGCACAUGACUAUAAGAGCUGACCACCAUGCUGAGAAAUACUUUAGAAGGGGUGCAAGGUUGGAUUGGCCAGAACGUGCAACUUCAAGUGAAAGUAUGAGGGCCGUCUGGAAAUUGCCUCGUCUCCCGAACCUGAUAAUGCAGCAUGUGGAUCACUCUGCUGGAGAUCUCAUUGAUCUUUUGCAAGGGCUGCUUUGUUAUGACCCAACAGAACGGCUGAAAGCUAGAGAAGCAUUACGGCACCCCUUCUUCAGUAGAGACCUGAGAAGAACUGAGAGCUACUUAGCUGGUUUUGCCAAUGCUACAUUUUCUUGGAUAGAAAUGUUACCCUCCUGCACAAUGCAUCUGGAGGUAAGUUUUGAGUGAUUGUUUCAUACUUCCUAGUUCUCUUUUAUUGUAGUAAUUGAGCAAGCAAAUAUUUUCUAAGAAAACUUGGAUGUUAAUAUUCUUUGUAAAAGCCUUGAAUGAUGACCUCCUUGACAUCAAUCACCAAGCCAUCACAUGUUGAAUUUUUCAUUUUCUUAAGUUUUGGUGGCAGAUCAUCUCAUUUUGUGUUGGUAGGAUAUAGCAAAUAACCGGUGAAUAUAUAGAGAUGCGCGCAUUACUAUUCACAACACACAGAAAUUGUGAACUCUACUCUGUGUUACUCAAGAUUUUUAAUCUGUAAUUCAGAUUUUACAACAUCGGAGGAAUUGAAAUUUCACCAAACUUAUUGGUAUAAAGAGUAAGGGUGUGCUCAGUAUGAAGGAAAAUGUUUUUUUAGGAAAGUUAGUUUGUUUCUUACCUAUUUACUUGUGUUGGAUAUAUUCCCUAAAGGCAUUUGGAAGGUAUGAUCGUAUGUGCAGUUCGAUUAUGUUCAACGUGCUAUUUACCCUUUUUUUAAUAUGAUUUUGUAUUCUAAUCUAGUAUAAAAAUAAGGGAAAAGGGUCAAAAAUACCCCUCAACUUUGGUUUAUUAGUUGACUAUGCCCUUACUGUUAAUACGGAGUUAUUCUUACCCUUGCCGCUACUAAUUUCAUCAUUUGUGCUCCUAUGUUGACGGAAAUCCCCAAAUUGACUCAAAUUAACUCGAAUUUUCAAAAACAACUUAUUUCCCAUUUUAAAUCCAAUGCCUCGACAACUCUAAUGUAUAAUCUAUUCCCUUUUUACCCAUUUCCAUUUACCAUUCCCUUCUACCUAUUCUCUCUCUCAAAAGACAAACUCACAACCUAACCUAAGUCGAAGAACAAUGAAAUUGGGGACAUUUUAGCUCUCUUCUCCAUCAGAAUUUCUACUAGACGUUGUUAAGGGAUGGCAAUGGGGCGGGGGU
Solanum tuberosum (potato) is the source of this 2473-nucleotide messenger RNA. Its product is annotated as serine/threonine-protein kinase AFC1. The record is from RefSeq and is a predicted model, not a curated record. The transcript has 13 exons. Gene Ontology annotation, biological process: protein phosphorylation. Gene Ontology annotation, molecular function: ATP binding; protein serine/threonine kinase activity. NCBI's taxonomy places the organism in Eukaryota, Viridiplantae, Streptophyta, Magnoliopsida, Solanales, Solanaceae. Gene Ontology annotation, cellular component: nucleus. Bases 158 to 1531 code for a protein of 457 amino acids.